Molecule: messenger RNA, 3397 nt
Organism: Salvia splendens (bonfire salvia)
Lineage: Eukaryota; Viridiplantae; Streptophyta; Magnoliopsida; Lamiales; Lamiaceae
Product: probable LRR receptor-like serine/threonine-protein kinase At3g47570
Exons: 6
Coding region: 874-3318 (814 amino acids)
Biological process (GO): protein phosphorylation
Molecular function (GO): ATP binding; receptor serine/threonine kinase binding; protein kinase activity
Source: RefSeq, a predicted model, not a curated record
CUAACAUAAGGGAAUGCAGACAUCUUCAAGAGCUGAGAUUAUCUAUCAAUCAUUUCAAUGGAAAAAUCCCAAGUGAAAUUGGAAGUUUGAGUAGGCUUAAAGAGCUGUACUUGGGCUUUAACGAUUUCAGAGGAAUGAUCCCUAAAGAAAUAGGGAAUCUUUCACAGUAAGAAAUGUUAAAUAUCCGAGCCUCCUCUCUGUUAGGAUAUAUUCCAUCUUCGGUGUUCAACAUAUCUUCAUUGAAAUACAUGUACCUCUCUAACAACAGUUUGUCAGCAAAUAUCCCAAGUGAUAUGUGCGACGGUUUUUCAAAUAUUGAAGUACUUCAUAUUUGGUCCAACCAACUUUCUGGACAAGUUCCACCAAACAUAUGGAAAAAUAAUGCAACUCUUUCUACUCUGUAACCACGUAGAGACACUUGGAUAAAUGAGAGAGAAAAAUAAUGGAGGAAUGGGCAAAAAAUAUAAACUCUUUCCGUCCCACAUUAAGAGUCUAUUUUAGCCAUUUUGGUCUGUCUCAUAAUAAGUGUCUAAUUUCACUCUAACUAUAAAUGGAAGUAGGUCUCACAUUUUACUAACUUAUUACAAUCACAUUUUGUGCUAAAACUGAUAUAUAUACUAGUGAGGCUCAUAUUCCAUUAACGAUUUCCAUUCUUUACUUUUAUAUUUCUUAAAACAUGUGUGAAGUCAACUAUGGACUCCUUUUCCGGGAUGAACAGAGUAGUUUUUUUCGACAAAUGUGUUGAGAAAGUCAUUUUGUAACCAGCUAGUAUGAUUUACAAGAUGGUUGCUGUAUCAAACACAUGCUUAUAUCCAAAUUGUUGUGUUAAAAGGCAUCCACCCAUGAUAUCUUUCUACUUCCAAAAAUGUAGGAAUGAUCCCUGACGAAAUAGGGAAUCUUUCACAGCUAGAGAAGUUAAGUAUACCAGGCUCCUCUCUGACAGGAAAUAUUCCAUCUUCAAUGUUGAACAUAUCUUCAUUGAAAUUCAUGGACCUCUCUAACAACACUUUGUCUGGAAAUAUCCCUACUUUUCACCAUCUUCCAAAGUUAGAGGAAUUAUAUUUGUCUCAUAACAACUUCGAAGGUUGGCUGCCAAGUGAUGUGUGCAGCAGCAAUAUGUCAAACAUCAAAACACUUGAACUCUAUGGGAAUCAACUUCAAGGGCCAAUUCCACCAAAUAUAUGGAAAUGCACACAUCUUGAGAUCUUGGCAUUAUCCUACAACAAUCUCAGUGGUAACAUCCCGUUCGAAAUUGGGAACAUGAGCACGCUUCGGGAGUUGUAUUUGGGUUGGAACGACUUUCAAGGAGGAAUUCCAGCCGAAAUAGGGAAACUUACACGACUAGAGGUAUUAAACAUUGCAAACGCCUCUUUAACUGGAAAUAUCCCAACCUCCAUAUUCAACAUAUCUACUCUGACAACACUGAGCUUGAGCUACAACAGCUUAUCUGGUACACUUCCUUCAAAUAUGGGGAUUUCACUUCUCAAUCUUGAAUUACUUUAUUUGUAUUUUAACAGACUCAUUGGUCCAAUUCCAAGCACCAUCAACAAUGCUUCCAAACUUAUGCAGUUGGGCUUGAGCAGUAACUCCUUCAUUGGCUCCAUACCAGACCUUGGUAAUUUGAAACACCUUCAGAUGCUAAUGCUCGUGGGAGAGUUGAUCCUUGAGAGAAACAUGCUUGUGGGUCCAAUACCUGAAUGUUUGGGUGAAGUUAAAUCCUUGAGAGAGAUCUACUUAGGCCACAACCAGUUGAAUUCCACCAUCCCUCCCAACUUCUGGAAUCUUACCGACCUCGUGGAAUUGAGCUUGCCCUCAAAUCAUUUGAUUGGUCAAUUGUCAUCUCAACUUGGAAAUUUGAAGUCAAUCUCCUAUCUAGACUUAUCCUUUAAUCAAUUUUCAGGUAAUAUCCCCAGCUCAAUCGGUGGUUGCCAGUUAUUAGAAUCUCUCUACUUAUCGAAUAAUUUGUUGGACGGAUCUAUUCCCCAAUCCUUAGCAAAUGUUAGAAAUUUGAAAGCAUUGGAUUUAUCUUACAAUAACCUUUCUGGAUCUAUCCCCAAGUCAUUAGAAGACCUUCGUUUUCUUGAGCAUUUCAAUGUUUCCAACAACAAAUUGGUUGGGGAAAUUCCAGAUAGGGGUUGUUUUGGUAACUUGAGUGAUCAAUCUUUUUCCAACAACCUUGCCCUUUGCGGUCCAAUAAGAUUUAAAGUUCCACCAUGCACAAAAAAACAUCAUAGAUCAAAAAGCUUGAUGAAAAUUAUAGUGCCUUCUGUGAUUUUAGUUGUGACUAUGGUGAUUGUCAUCCUUGUGUUUAUAAAUAAAUUUAAAUCAAGGAAAUCAACACUACUUCCCACUGCUGUUUUACCGGUGACGGAAUAUAGAAGUGUUUCUUACAUAGAACUAGAGCGAGGAACCAGUGGUUUUAGUGAGAGAAACCUUAUUGGAAAAGGAAGUUUUGGUUCGGUAUUUGAAGCAACACUUUCUAAUGGGUUGAAAGUUGCAGUAAAAGUUUUUAACUUGCAACUACAAGGAGCAGAAAGGAGCUUUGAUAUUGAAACUGAGAUACUUGGGAGCAUUCGACAUAGAAACAUAGUUCGAGUGAUUGGAUGUUGUAGUAGCCCAGAGUUUAAAGCUCUAAUUCUCACAUAUAUGCCGAAUGGGAGUUUGGAUAAAUGGUUAUAUUCCAACAUGCAUAGUCUAGAUCUUAUACAAAGACUAAAGAUAGCAAUAGAUGUUGCGUCCGCCUUGGAAUAUCUUCACCAUGGCCAUACAUUCCCAGUUGUCCAUCGUGAUGUAAAGCCAAGCAAUGUUUUGCUCGAUCAAGACAUGGUGGCUCAUCUUGGUGAUUUUGGCAUUGGGAAGCUUUUUGAAAACGGAGAAGUUGUCGUCCAAACACAAACAUUGGCGACUAUCGGCUAUGCAGCACCAGAGUUGGGAAUGGAAGGGAAAGUGUCCACACAUGGAGAUGUGUACAGUUUCGGGAUAAUGUUGCUUGAGAUGUUUACAGGGAAGAAGCCAACAGAUGAUAUGUUUGAUGGGGAAAUGAGGUUGAAAGAGUGGGAAAGUGAAUCAUUACAAGAAAAAUCAGUUCCUAUUUCACCCACUUUGCUAUCUAGCGAAGAUCGGGAUUUCUGUGCAAAGGAGCAAUGCGUGUUGUCAAUUUAUGAGUUGGCAAUGAAAUGUUUAGCCACUACACCUCAUGAGAGAAUCAACAUGAUUGAAGCAGCGAACACUCUCCACAUGAUCAAUGCAACAAUGGUAACAGAAAGACGUCGUCCACGAUAUGCAUUUUCUGUUGGUAUUCCCAAUAAUGGGUUAUAAUGCUUGUGGCAUUGCUAUUGUGUAAAAUACUCCUAUGUAAACAGUUUAUGUGUUGAAGUUGGAAUUUGUUAUCAUGUUA